This is a messenger RNA of Selaginella moellendorffii, 1047 nucleotides long. RefSeq names its product L-type lectin-domain containing receptor kinase VIII.1. Bases 1 to 1047 code for a protein of 348 amino acids. Gene Ontology annotation, biological process: protein phosphorylation. The transcript has a single exon. Gene Ontology annotation, molecular function: ATP binding; protein kinase activity. The record is from RefSeq and is a predicted model, not a curated record. Lineage: Eukaryota; Viridiplantae; Streptophyta; Lycopodiopsida; Selaginellales; Selaginellaceae.
AUGCUGCUGCUGGGAGCUGCGCUGCUACAAUUCCAGGCUUUCCUCCGGGUCUACAUCAAGACACGGAGUAUCCAGAGACGGAACAAAGCCGGCUGCUCCUUCACGCUCUUCAGUUUCGAAGAGUUGGCGCUAGCGACGAAGAACUUCAGCGACAAAGAGCUGCUCGGCCGCGGAGGGAUGGGAAGCGUCUACAAGGGAGUGCUGUCCAGCGACGGCUCGGUUGUGGCGGUGAAGCUGCUGGCCAACGAUUCCAAGGAGAGCCACCACCAGUUUAUAUCGGAGCUGUCCAUCAUCUCCCGCCUCCAGCACAAGAACUUGGUCUCUCUCCGAGGCUGGUGUCACGAGAAGAGCAAACUCAUCCUCGUCUACGAGUUCAUGCCCAACGGGAGCCUCGACACCAUCCUGUUCGACCACCGGCGCGUUCUCCAGUGGGAUCAGCGGUACAACAUCGCCCGAGGCAUCGCCGAAGCGCUCGCCUUCUUGCACGGAGGAUGGGAGCACAAGAUCGUCCACCGGGACGUGAAAGCCGCAAACGUUUUGCUGGAUGCUGAUUUCGUUCCCCGGCUCGGCGACUUCGGCCUAGCUCGAUUCAUGGACGCCACCACCGAGGACAUGACCAAAGUCGGAACCUUGGGAUACAUCGCUCCCGAGUUGGCGUACACCGGAAGAGCAACCGUAAAGUCGGACGUCUACGGCUUUGGAGUGGUCCUCUUGGAGAUCGCAACCGGCCUCCACGCGCUGGACAAGAGCUUCGAAGCCGAUGGAAUAACUCUGCUCGACUGGGUGUGGAAGGCCAACACCGGAGGAAUGCUGCUCGAGGCCGCGGACGUGAAGUUGAUCAAGUGCUUCGAUGCGUCGCAAAUGGAGCGCGUCUUGACCCUCGGACUCUUGUGCUGCCAUCCCGAUGCGGAUAGCAGGCCGACGAUGCGAGAAUGUUGCCAGUUUCUGAGUGGAGACGUGCCGGCCCCCGUGCCGCCAACUUCCCGGCCUGUAACGCUCAGCUAUUACGCGGAGCACCCGGCAAUACAGGCCUUGAACGAGCCCUGA